This is a messenger RNA of Peronospora belbahrii, 1824 nucleotides long. NCBI's taxonomy places the organism in Eukaryota, Oomycota, Peronosporomycetes, Peronosporales, Peronosporaceae. The record is from the annotation of a GenBank genome assembly.
AUGAAAAACGAUUCACCAUGUGAUGAGUGGAACGAGAGUCUUGGGCAUGGUGUCCAUCGUGUCGUUCGUACUUUACAACAACAUGCACACACAAUGCAGUGUACGAGAUCUCCUACUGAAGUAACUGCAUCGUUUCAUCGUCAUAUCAAGGCAUCAAGUUGUUUUUACUGGCAACAUCUUGUUAUUUUUCAACGUGAAAUUCUAUGUGGUAUGGCGGCUAUGCUCUUAAUGAUUCCGGAGACAAUAGCUUUUAGCUAUGCAGCCAAUUUAGAUCCACUCAAUGGAUUAUAUGCUACAGGUUUUCUUGGGAUGACUGUAAGUUUAUUUGGUGGCGUACCAGCAACGGUCGCAGGUGCUGCAGGAGCUGUUGCGAUGGUGAUCCCGACGAUUACCAGUAGCACCGGGUCCCUCGCGUACUUGACGUACAAGGAGAGACUAGAGCAUUUGUUUGUAGCUGUGACAAUUGCUGGCAUCUUGGAACUUUUAUUUGGUCUCUUGAAACUCUCUAAACUCUUUUCAAUGAUCCCUAGGACCGCACAUAUUGGGUUUUUAAACGGUCUGGCACUUAUGAUGUUUCUCUCACAAAAGACAACCAUGGAGGUGUGCAAGUAUGAAACAAUGAACUUUGGAGAAUGUGAAAUUGCAGGUGAUCUCAAGUGGAUGAGUGUGUCUUCUCCGACGACGUGGAUCACGGUAGGACUCAUUCUUUUGACCAUGGCGAUCAUGCACUUUUUCCCCAGAACGCCGUAUAUCGGCCAUUUGAUCCCACCAACGCUUGUGGCAGCGGCCAUUGGUGUAGGUUUUGAAUUUGCCAUUAAUCGGCCACUGCUUGGAUAUGAUUUGCGUACGAUCGGGGACACAUCGCCGUUGAACGGUGGCUUGCCGGCUUUCAAUGUCCCCAAGUUUGACGAUGUGCAAGACUGGGGAGUUGUGCUCUCUACAGCGGCGAGUAUUAUGGCCAUCGGACUUUUUGAGUCGCUUAUGACACUACAAUCUGUCGUUGAUCUAAAGAAGGAGCAGCUGUCGCAGAGGGCCACGCGCAAAGAGUGUAUUGCGCAGGGUAUUGGCAACAUUUUGUGUGGGGUAUUUUCCGGAAUGGGAGGCUGUUCAAUGAUUGCACAGUCCAAUGGAAACGUGCUAAACGGUGCUCUUUACCGUCUGUCGUCCUUUAUGGGCGGUGUAUUUACCUUUCUCGUCGUGUUUUUCGCCAGCUCAUUGAUUGAGAAAGUGCCAGUGGCAUGCCUUACGGGAAUUCUUUUUCGUGAUCGUCAUUCAUACAUUCUGUUGGCCGUCUCUGAAGCUCAUUUUUCGCUUAUUGUUGGUGUUAUCUGGCAGUGCCUCGUCAAUGGAUGGCAGAGUGGCCGACAGCUCACAUUUCACACGGGUAUGGAAGUUGUGCCUGUUGCUAGCGCACAUGCCGACCACGAAGUGCUCAUGAAUUGUGAGGAAGCCAAGGUAUACUACCUAAAGGGCCAGCUGCUCUUUUCAUCCGUGACUUUUUUUCGUGAGUUCUUUGACGUUCUCUACGAUCCACGAAUCGUUAUCUUGGACAUGGGCGACUGUGUUUUUGUCGAUUUCUCGGCUGUUGCAGCGUUUCGUGAAGUCACAGGACGGUACCGUGACGCAGGCAAGACGCUUGUGGCUCGUAAUCUUGAUUUACAAUCGCUGAAUAUGCUGAACCAUGAUUUUGGCUGGGUUUCGGUUGCACACAUUCAAAAUGCAACGUCAGAACUUGCCACCAACACUGAUGAACUCCUCAUGAGCAAGAUUGACAAAGAGCGCUCUUCUUGCCACUCUCACGCGUUUCAGGGAUCAGUGCAUUGA